Pipistrellus kuhlii (Kuhl's pipistrelle) is the source of this 4012-nucleotide messenger RNA. It is a transcript of the gene KCNN2, whose product is annotated as potassium calcium-activated channel subfamily N member 2. Gene Ontology annotation, molecular function: small conductance calcium-activated potassium channel activity; calmodulin binding. The coding region runs from base 1099 to 3687 and encodes 862 amino acids. Gene Ontology annotation, biological process: potassium ion transmembrane transport. Gene Ontology annotation, cellular component: plasma membrane; neuronal cell body; dendritic spine. The record is from RefSeq and is a predicted model, not a curated record. The transcript is spliced from 12 exons. NCBI's taxonomy places the organism in Eukaryota, Metazoa, Chordata, Mammalia, Chiroptera, Vespertilionidae.
AAAUCUUAAAAUUACAACCAUCCCCAAAUUUGGUCUUGGGAGUAACGUUGGCUUUCCUGUUUCAGCGCGGCGGCGUUCCCUCCCGGGUGCUGCUGUGUGCUGCCUAAGGACAGUUACUUUCCUCUGGAGGGUCGGUCAAGGGGAAACGGUGGUGUGUGUGUGUGUGUGUGUGUGUGUGUGUGUGUGUGUGUGUGUGUGAGAGAGAGAGAGAGAGAGAGAGAGAGAGAGAGAGAGAGAGAGAGAGAGAGAGAGACUCGGGCCAUGCACCCCCAUCUGUAGCCUCUGGGUAUGCAAUACCCUGAGCAUUCCCAGCCCUGACAACCGGGCUUGUCCCCCCGCGGCCAAGGUCUGGAGAAGGAGGGAGUCCCCAGUCCCCGCGGGGCAUCCUGUCCCCGGCUUCGGGAUUUUGCACUGUCCAUGCUGAAGCAGGGACAGGCGAAUAGGAGUUGGGCUCUUCCGAGGUGGAUCCCAACCAGCCAGCCACCAGUGGGCAGCGGGGGACGGGCUAGAUCGGCUAGCCCCAUGUGCCCCCUGCCCGGACCCGCCCUGGGACUCCCCGAGCCAGGAGGAGGGGGGCAGGGACACGCGCUCUCCCGGGCUCAGAGCUGUCAUGGAAUUUGACGCUGGAGAGGCAGCUGGUCCCUGGCCAGGACUCCUGAUCCUUCUCAAAUGGAAACAGUUCCUCCCAGUGAACCUGCUGGAAUCCUCAGUGGACUCUCACUCCGGCUUCGCUUCCUGGUGCAUUUAACCAAGGCCGCACUCCCCACUUUGGGGCCAGGAAGGCUCCACCUGGAACAGGGCUCCUGAUUGCAGAACAAGAUUCUUGCUGAGAGAACUAUGAAAGGAUGGACUCCAAAAAAUGGAAAAGUGAAUCUAAGGAAUGGAGUGGGAUAUAAGCAAUAGUGGUGGGGCAGAGGAAGAGGAUCGGAGGAGGAGGAGGAGCAGGCGGCCGGCGGUCGCUGAGCAGCAGCCCCCCAGACCCUCGAGCAAGCAUCCUUUCUAGGAGCCGGAGGAACCCACGGACCUCCGCGCGGGGGUGGCCGGAGGGCCUGUGCGCCGGAGAGCCCGGCGGCCGGCGGCCGGGGGCGCCCGCCCCUCAUGUUCCGCAGGAGGCGCAAAUGUGAUGUCAUGCCCAUUGUUUUGGUGCGCCCAGCCAAUCGGACUCGCCGCCUGGAUUCUACCGGAGCCGGCAUGGGCCCUUCCUCGCACCAGCAGCAGCAGGAGUCCCCGCUCCCGACCAUAACGCAUUGCGCAGGGUGCACCACCGCCUGGUCCCCCUGCAGCUUUAAUAGCCCCGACAUGGAAACCCCACUGCAGUUUCCGCGCGGCUUCUUCCCCGAGCAGCCGCCGCCGCCGCCGCGCGCCGCACACCUGCAUUGCCAGCCGCCGAGCCAGGACAAGCCGUGCCCGCCCUUCGCGCCCCUCCCGCACGCACCCCACCACCCGCACCCCCUUGCGCACCAGCAGCCGGGGAGCGGCGGCAGCAGCCCAUGCCUCCGGUGCAACAGCUGCGCCUCCUCCGGUGCCCCCGGGGCGGGGGCGGGGGCGGGGGAUAACCUGUCCCUGCUGCUCCGCACCUCCUCUCCCGGCGGCGGCGCCUUCCGGACCCGCACCUCCUCGCCGCUGUCGGGCUCAUCGUGCUGCUGCUGCUCGUCGUCGCGCCGGGGCAGCCAGCUCAAUGUGAGCGAGCUGACUCCGUCCAGCCAUGCCAGUGCGCUCCGGCAGCAGCAGCCCGCGCCCGCCUCCCAGUACCACCAGUGCCACAGCCUGCAGCCCGCCGCCAGCCCCACGGGCAGCCUGGGCAGCCUGGGCUCCGGGCCCCCGCUCUCGCACCACCACCACCACCCCCACCACCACCCCCACUUGGCGCACCACCAGCACCACCAGCCCCAGGCGCGCCGCGAGAGCAACCCCUUCACCGAAAUAGCCAUGAGCAGCUGCAGGUACAACGGGGGCGUCAUGCGGCCGCUGAGCAACUUGAGCGCGUCCCGCCGGAACCUGCACGAGAUGGACUCGGAGGCGCAGCCCCUCCAGCCGCCCGCGGCCGUCGGAGGAGGUGGUGGCGGUGGUGGCGGCGCGUCCUCUCCGUCCGCGGUCGCCGCCGCGGCAGCAGCUUCGUCCUCGGCCCCCGAGAUCGUGGUGUCCAAGCCGGAGCACAACAACUCCAACAACCUGGCGCUCUAUGGCACCGGCGGCGGCGGCAGCACGGGCGGCGGCGGCGGCGGCGGCGGCAGCGGGCAUGGCAGCAGCAGCGGCACCAAGUCCAGCAAAAAGAAGAACCAGAACAUCGGCUACAAGCUGGGCCACCGGCGCGCCCUCUUCGAGAAGCGCAAGCGUCUCAGCGACUACGCGCUCAUCUUCGGCAUGUUCGGCAUCGUGGUCAUGGUCAUUGAGACCGAGCUGUCGUGGGGCGCCUACAACAAGGCGUCGCUGUAUUCCUUAGCUCUGAAAUGCCUUAUCAGUCUCUCCACGAUCAUUCUGCUCGGUCUGAUCAUCGUGUACCACGCCAGGGAAAUACAGUUGUUCAUGGUGGACAAUGGAGCAGAUGACUGGAGAAUAGCCAUGACUUAUGAGCGUAUUUUCUUCAUCUGCUUGGAAAUACUGGUGUGUGCUAUUCAUCCCAUACCUGGGAAUUAUACGUUCACAUGGACGGCCCGGCUUGCCUUCUCCUAUACCCCAUCCACAACCACCGCUGAUGUGGAUAUUAUUUUAUCUAUACCAAUGUUCUUAAGACUCUAUCUGAUUGCCAGAGUCAUGCUUUUACAUAGCAAACUUUUCACUGAUGCCUCCUCUAGAAGCAUUGGAGCACUAAAUAAGAUAAACUUCAAUACGCGUUUUGUUAUGAAGACUUUAAUGACUAUAUGCCCAGGAACUGUACUCUUGGUUUUUAGUAUCUCGUUAUGGAUAAUUGCCGCAUGGACUGUCCGAGCUUGUGAAAGGUACCAUGAUCAACAGGAUGUUACUAGCAACUUCCUUGGAGCAAUGUGGUUGAUAUCAAUAACUUUUCUCUCCAUUGGUUAUGGUGACAUGGUACCUAACACAUACUGUGGGAAAGGAGUCUGUUUGCUUACUGGAAUUAUGGGUGCUGGUUGCACAGCCCUGGUGGUAGCUGUAGUGGCAAGGAAGCUAGAACUUACCAAAGCAGAAAAGCACGUGCACAACUUCAUGAUGGAUACUCAGCUGACAAAGAGAGUGAAAAACGCAGCUGCCAAUGUACUCAGGGAAACGUGGCUAAUUUACAAAAAUACAAAGCUAGUAAAAAAGAUAGAUCAUGCAAAAGUAAGAAAACAUCAACGAAAAUUCUUGCAAGCUAUUCAUCAAGCUCGGAAAUUAAGAAGUGUAAAAAUGGAGCAGAGGAAACUGAAUGACCAAGCAAAUACCUUGGUCGACCUGGCAAAGACCCAGAAUAUCAUGUAUGACAUGAUUUCGGACUUAAAUGAAAGGAGUGAAGACUUUGAGAAGAGGAUUGUUACCCUGGAAACAAAGUUAGAGACUUUAAUUGGGAGCAUCCACGCCCUUCCUGGGCUCAUCAGCCAGACCAUCAGACAGCAGCAGAGAGACUUCAUUGAGGCUCAGAUGGAGAACUACGACAAGCACGUCGCCUACAACGCCGAGCGGUCCGGGUCCUCGUCCAGGAGGCGGCGGUCCUCCUCCACAGCGCCACCAACUUCAUCAGAGAGUAGCUAGAAGAGAAUCAGUUAACCACAAACUAAGACUUUUUGCCAUCAUAUGGUCAAUAUUUUAGCUUUUAUUGUAAAGCCCCUAUGGUUCUAAUCAGUGUUAUCCGGGUUCUGAUGUCAGAAUCCUGGGAACCUGAACACUAAGUUUUAGGCCAAAAUGAGUGAAAACUCUUUUUUUUUUUUUUUUUUCUUUCAGAUGCACAGGGAAUGCACCUAUUAUUGCAAUAUAGAUUGUUCCUCCUGUAAUUUCACUAACUUUUUAUUCAUGCACUUCAAAUAAACUUUACUACUACAUUAUAUGAUAUAUAAUAAAAAAAAAGUUAAUUUCUGCA